AUGCCCGGCGGGUGCUAUGGUCGUAGAAAACGUAUAUAUACAGAGGAGUUUUCUGACGAAGAAGAAGAGAAGUCAGACUCGUCUUGGACGACAAUACAGCCACUUAAAAUCGACUUUGGAACUACAAUAAACGCAACGUAUUCGCGUCAAAGUCAACGAAAUAAAGUCGAAAGAGUCACGAAUGUGAUACUAGAGUCUCCAACAAGAACCGAAAGAGUCGUUGACGUGUUCAGCUCCAGUCCUACAAAAUUCUCUCGUUCUAAAGGUGAGUAUACUCCUCCAACUUCACCCAUAAGAAAUGAAGAAAAACAAAUAGAGACCAAGGAGCCAAAAGAAACGGUGACAAAAGAGGAGCUUUCAGCAAAAGAAGAGAUCAAGAAUUCACGUUCUUCAAAAGAAGUGAGUGCUUGGGACGACUUGUUCGGCACAAUUGAACCCAAGUCUCCUAUGACCAGACAGCUUACCGAUAAAAUAUCUGACCAAAAUUCCCUUCCAAUAGAUAUCAAAGCAUUGGUACAGUCCAUGUGUGUUCCAGUUGAGACCAAAGCCACCAUUUUGAAAAAACUACCAAAUUCAAAAGAGGCUCAAAUACUGUCUCCGUCCACUCCUAUCCGUUCAGUUUCCGGUCACAGAACGUACGGCGACACCCGCAGCUUUCUCGCAGACAGAAUCUUCGACGUGGCUACAGAACAGUCACAAAUGAUCAGUGAUACCCAUGAUUACGAGUCUGUUGAAACCCACUCUAAAGCAGAUUUCGAUAUGCGUAUCCUUGGACUGCUCCAGCGACGUCGUGACGACAUCAAGGAGUUCUUGGAAGGUUUGGUAGUGAAGCGUGGAAAACCUAUAGAAGCCGCUAAUCAAAUGCUUCUAGAGUGCUUGGUAGCAAUCUGCCGUAAUAUAAAGUCACAUUCAGUGGUACCAGACGACAGAAUUGUGGCUCGACUACAAAUACUUUGCAACAAAUUCAGCAACCAAAAUGAUUCAGGAUCGCUCGUGAUUGCAAAGUUGAUUUCAGUUUCCUUCUUUUACAUGUUAAAACUACCGAAAGUCAAAAUCUUGCAGUCUUUAUCCACUACCACCAUCAACGACAUUAUGAUGGCUGCAAAAAAGCCAUUCAAAACCGAAAAGCUACAGGUUCUGAAAAUUGCAUUGGAAAGCUUACAACAAUUCAUUUGUGAGUUACCACCACAAAAAGAGAUGGUUCUGUCGUUGGUAGAAUCUCUUCAUCCACAACCACACUGA
Meyerozyma guilliermondii ATCC 6260 is the source of this 1242-nucleotide messenger RNA. RefSeq lists its product as uncharacterized. Bases 1 to 1242 code for a protein of 413 amino acids. The transcript has a single exon. NCBI's taxonomy places the organism in Eukaryota, Fungi, Ascomycota, Pichiomycetes, Serinales, Debaryomycetaceae. The record is from RefSeq and is a predicted model, not a curated record.